Kickxella alabastrina is the source of this 1223-nucleotide messenger RNA. RefSeq lists its product as uncharacterized. Gene Ontology annotation, molecular function: CoA-ligase activity. NCBI's taxonomy places the organism in Eukaryota, Fungi, Kickxellomycota, Kickxellomycetes, Kickxellales, Kickxellaceae. The transcript has a single exon. The coding region runs from base 381 to 1088 and encodes 235 amino acids. The record is from RefSeq and is a predicted model, not a curated record.
CCGCAAGGUGGCGCUUAUAGUCUACACACCAGGAACAACUGGAAAACGCAAGGGUGUAAUGCCGACACACCGCAAUGUUAUUGCAAAGCAAGUUAUGUUUGAAAGCUACACAUCAUAUCUUUACCAUGCUACAACAACCCCAGAACCCAGUAAACAACCACACUGCUUGAUACAAUCACUAUCGGCGCUAUCGCCAUGUCAUGUUUUUGGGCUAUUUGCAAUGCGUUAUCAUCCAUUAUUUUCUGCUAUGUGCAUGGUGCAGCUUGUCAAGUUCGAGCCCGCGUUGUAUCUCGCUGCCAUUGAGAGAUUUGGAAUCAGCAGACUGUGUGUAACUCCUGGCACAAUUUACGGCCUUGUUAGUAAUUUGAGCAUGCUUAAAGAUGGUAUGUAUGGUCACUGUUGCUUCUAAUCCUGAGCGCAAGUUUAACAUUGGCUCUGUUAAAGCAAUAUUAUGUGGGGGGACAUCCAUUCCACCCACUAAGCUAAAAGAGUACACAGCAUACUUUGGCGGUACAGCUGUGAUAAUUGCGUAUGGCUCAACCGAAACAACUUUAUUGAUAACCGCAUGUGCAGGCCAAGAAGUACUGCUUGGCUUGCCUGGUGUUUUGUAUCCCAACUCCUCAGCCAUGGUAAUUGACGAGCAUGGCAAUGAGACUGAUAGAUAUGAGGAUAUUUAUAUCUCGGGACCCCAUGUCAUGGCUGGGUAUGUUGGUAAGGGUAUGAGGUCGCCAUUUGUAAAUGGAUUAUAUCACACGGGCGACUACGCUCAGGUGGCAGCUAAUGGAAUUGUAUCUGUUCGUGGCAUGCUAGUUGAUGUUGUGCAUACCAAGAAUGGCCCAAUUGCAUUGGCGGAUAUUGAGAACAUGGCUUCAGGGCAUCCUGCGGCCAAGGACUGUGCUGCUAUUGGAGUUGGCCCAAGGGACGCAGCACAAGUGCUGCUGUUUGUUGUGCUGGCGCCAGGCAUUGUAUCUCCUAAAGGCAUUAAUCAUUGGAUCCAGACUCGCGUGGAAUUCGAUAUCGAGUGCAAGGAAGUUCAGGGAAUCCCAAAGCUUUCAAAUGGUAAUAUUCUUAGGCAAUUUUUAAAGUAGUUUGCAGUGCUGCACAUAUAUACAUGUUUCAAUGUUGCUCGUUAAAGCGCUUAGGUUGAGUGGCUUUUUCUUAUUCGGCUGGCUACAUUUGCCAUCUGCAAUUUAAUAAAUACUCUUCUCUAUCAAUGUAAUUUA